Messenger RNA from Vigna angularis (adzuki bean), 2472 nucleotides. RefSeq names its product pentatricopeptide repeat-containing protein At5g50390, chloroplastic. Gene Ontology annotation, biological process: RNA modification. The record is from RefSeq and is a predicted model, not a curated record. Gene Ontology annotation, molecular function: protein binding; RNA binding; zinc ion binding. The coding region runs from base 252 to 2324 and encodes 690 amino acids. The transcript has a single exon. Lineage: Eukaryota; Viridiplantae; Streptophyta; Magnoliopsida; Fabales; Fabaceae.
CAAUGCGAGAACUUUGGAAACAACGUCAAUGUUCACACGUGGUCCAUGUGGUUGUUGCAACAGUAUGUAGAUGUUAACGACCAAACCUACCUGGGCGGAAACCUCAAUGUUUCUGACGCCGACUCGUUCCAAAUCUCACCUUUUGCUAUUCUUCACAUUUGCAUCCAUGUUCAAGUUCCCUUCCUCACUACGAGGAAUUGGGGGCACUCAUUCUAAUCCUCCCUCCUCGUUCCCAACAUUUGCUAUUGCCUAUGGAAAUUGCACUUUCUCUUCACAGAUCCCAAACCCCACUUAUGGGUUCUUCAUCUCCUGGGAACCUUUCUUCUUUGGGGCGUUGCUUUGCCUCAAAGGAAAGAGAUUGGUGUCACCCGUUUUCCCGGAUAUGUUGUUCCUCCAUGGAACGAAGGCUGAGACCAAAACCAAAGAAAGGGGGCCAUGUUGAAAGACAAGUCACAGUUUUGGAGGAUACCCCGAUCUGGAAACCGUCCUCUUCUGCUAUUUGUCGUCAGAUAGAGAAGUUGGUUGUGUGUAAUAGGUACCGGGAGGCAAUGGAGUUGUUUGAAAUUUUGGAAGUUGGACAUAAUGGUUUUGAUGUGGGUGGUAGCACCUAUGAUGCUUUGGUGAGUGCUUGUGUCGGUUUGAGAUCGAUUAGAGAUGUUAAGAGGGUUUAUAAUUAUAUGAUCAACAGUGAGUUUGAGCCUGAUUUGUUUGUGAUGAAUAGGAUAUUAUUUAUGCAUGUGAGAUGUGGUCUCAUGCUCGAUGCACGAAAGCUGUUUGAUGAAAUGCCUGAGAGAGACUCGGCUUCGUGGAUGACCAUGAUUGGUGGACUUGUAGACUCUGGGGAUUUCUCUGAAGCUUUUAGGUUGUUUCUGUGUAUGUGGGAAGAGAUUAAUGACGGAGGAUCUCGCACGUUUGUCACCAUGAUUCGGGCAUCUGCUGGAUUGGGUCUUGUUCAAGUUGGAAGGCAAAUUCAUGCAUGUGCUUUGAAAAGAGGGGUCGGUGAUGAUAAUUUUGUGUCUUGUACACUGAUUGACAUGUACAGUAAGUGUGGUAGCAUCGACGAUGCUCAUUGUGUAUUUGAUCAAAUGCCAGAGAAGACAACUGUAGGAUGGAAUUCCAUUAUUGCUAGCUAUGCACUUCAUGGUUAUAGUGAGGAAGCUCUUAGUUUAUACUAUGGCAUGCGAGAUAGUGGAGCUACAAUAGAUCAUUUUACUAUUUCAAUAGUGAUAAGAAUUUGUGUGAGAUUGGCGUCAUUGGAACAUGCAAAACAAGCUCAUGCUGCUUUAGUUCGCCAUGGUUAUGGUACUGAUAUAGUGGCAAACACAGCACUUGUUGACUUCUAUAGCAAAUGGGGUAGGAUGAGGGAUGCCCAGCAUGUUUUCAACAGGAUGCGCUGCAAGAAUGUCAUAUCUUGGAACGCAUUGAUUGGUGGAUAUGGUAACCACGGUCAAGGAGAAGAGGCUGUAAAAAUGUUCGAGCAGAUGCUUCAAGAAGGGAUGAUUCCUAACCAUAUCACUUUCCUUGCUGUCUUAUCUGCGUGUAGCUAUUCAGGUUUAUCAGAAAGAGGUUGGGAGAUUUUUUACUCUAUGAGCAGAGAUCAGAAGAUUAAGCCCAGAGCAAUGCAUUAUGCAUGUAUGAUUGAACUAUUAGGCCGGGAGGGCUUAUUAGACGAGGCUUACGCACUAAUUAGAAGUGCUCCUUUCAAACCAACGACAAACAUGUGGGCAGCAUUGUUGACAGCAUGUAGAAUGAACGAGAAUCUAGAGCUGGGGAAGUUGGCUGCUGAAAAGCUUUACGGGAUGGAGCCGGAGAAGCUGUGUAAUUAUGUAGUACUUCUGAACCUAUACAACAGUUCUGGUAAAUUAAAGGAAGCUGCAGGUGUUUUACAGACCUUAAAGAGGAAGGGUUUAAGAAUGCUUUCGGCAUGUAGCUGGAUUGAAGUCAAGAAACAACCUUAUGUCUUCCUUUGUGGAGACAAAUCUCACUCCCAAACAAAGGAAAUUUAUGAUAAGGUAGACAGCCUGAUGGUUGAAAUAUCUAGGUAUGGUUAUGCUGUGGAGAAUGAAACUUUGCUUCCUGACGUGGAUGAAGAGGAGCAGCGUAUUCUAAAAUACCACAGUGAAAAGCUGGCUAUAGCUUUUGGACUUAUCAACACUCCAUACUGGACACCUUUGCAAAUCACUCAGGGCCAUCGUGUGUGUACUGAUUGUCAUAAUGCAAUUAAACUUAUAGCCAAGGUUACAGGGCGGGAAAUUGUGAUAAAAGAUGCUAGUAGAUUUCACCAUUUUAGAAACGGUAGUUGUUCAUGUGGCGAUUAUUGGUGAUAACAAAAUUUUAUCAUUCACGUCACAGUCCUAUACACUGAGUAGCUUGUUGUUAGCUCAUCUUAGCCUCACAUUUACUUAGGAUACAACUAUAAUACAUGUAAUUUAUUCUGUGAUCAGUUAAUAAAAGUCCCAUCUCUUUGUUGCA